Macrosiphum euphorbiae (potato aphid) is the source of this 678-nucleotide messenger RNA. NCBI's taxonomy places the organism in Eukaryota, Metazoa, Arthropoda, Insecta, Hemiptera, Aphididae. The record is from the annotation of a GenBank genome assembly.
AUGAAAAUAAAUAAUCAAAGUUAUACAGCAUUAUCAAUGCUAUCAGGACAACACGAUAAUGUUUCGAUAUUUUUGUGGUUGAAAGGCUGGUUGAGAUCUGCAAAUUUCACACCACCUAAGGUUGUAAUUAGUGACCAAUCACUUGCUUUGAUGUCUGCACUUGUGCAAUCAUUUACACAGUAUAAUUUUUUUGAAAAAUACUUAAAUAUCUGUUUUUCAAUCUUUAAAGAAAAAAACAAUAGCGAACAAAAAAUACCAACCUGUUUUAUAAGAAAUGAUGUAAGUAAUUUUGUCCAUUUAGUGAGUCAAUGGCAGCCAUUAAAAACUUCUAAAUAUCCUAGAACAAAACAGCUAUUUUGUAGAGCAAUGUGCCUUUUAAUAUCUUGUAAAAAUAUGGAUGAAGCAAAAAAAAAAAUACUAGAGGCUAUAUUUGUAAUAGCUUUCAUUAAAUAUGAUGGGCCUUGUAUAAAUACAAGUAAUAAUGAUGAUGACAGAGACGUACAGACAGAAUCUGCAUUCGCACAAAGUAAAAAAAAAUUACAAUCAUUGAUUACGCUUACUAGUUCUACUGUUGAUGAUAUAAUAAAUAAUUUUAAUAAAUACGAUUGUGAAAUUCUAGAAAGUUAUUAUGAAGAAAUACAUGUAGUUAAUGUAAAUGUAACAUCUUUUAAACACUGA